Messenger RNA from Microtus ochrogaster (prairie vole), 1356 nucleotides. RefSeq names its product FANCD2 opposite strand (gene Fancd2os). Lineage: Eukaryota; Metazoa; Chordata; Mammalia; Rodentia; Cricetidae. The record is from RefSeq and is a predicted model, not a curated record.
CACCGCUGCCCGGGCCUCGGGCAGGGUCAUGUGGCUCCCGCUCCGAGGGAAGGACUUCCAGGGAGACAAGCCUGUUCUCCAAGCACCCCAGCCGCUCGGGAUGUUUUCUCAGUUCACGAGGACUUCAGCUGCACUUUGGCGCUGCCUUCCCCUUUCCCAGGACUGUCGAUGGCAGGAUACCAGCUCUGGUCACCAUGGACUCCACUGGAUGAGAGCUUCCAAUGGCUGCGGCACACAACACCUACCCCUUGCUCCAAACACCCUUUCAGGGCCUCUCCUUGCUUCCCGCAUACCCCUUCUGACCUUGAAGUGCAGCUGUGCUUUCAAGAAGUCACUCUUGUCCUAGACAGCCCACUUGUGGCGCCUGGAGAGAGCCCCAAGUUACCCUGCCACACCUCAGAGCUCCAAGCAGUGAACAACAAGAAAGGACCGGUGAGGAAGCCCCAGCCAGUCCGCCUCCAUGGAGUAGAUUCUGUUUUCGGUAGGGUCAUCACAGCCCAGCCACCCAAGUGGACUGGAACCUUCAGAGUCUCAGACAAGUCAGCCUUCUGCAAAAUUAUCAGCAGAGAGCAUCAGUGGCCCACUGGUCUCAAGGAGCCUCAGAUUCAGAUGACAGUGACUAUGUGCAAACAGAUGCUACGCUCUAUCCUCCUGCUGUAUGCCACGUACAAGAAGUGCACCUUUGCCUUGCAGCACUCCAAGUAAAGGGUCCCCAUCUGACCCGCGUUCCACACCAUCAUCUGUGGUAUGUACAAAGCUUACAAAGACCUCUCUACAUAAAUCAACCGUAAAAUCAUGCCAGAUACUCUGCCUUUCAGUCCAGCUGUGACAAGUUCCCUUCCUCCCUUUCUCUUCAGAAACAAGACUGACCAGUUGACCAGUGAUACUGAGCGAGGAAGAACAUCUCUGCCGUAAAGCUAAUGACUAUUUAAGUCAGCCUAACACUGACAUACAAAUGUGAUAGUGACUAAACUAUCAAACAAACCAGCCUAGCGUGAACACACAAAUGGCAAAGUCAGUAAUGAGAUGGCAAAGACAUGUAUGGCUGACUGGGAACCAGACGAUGAAGGGACCAAAAAUCUGUAUGUGGGUUAAGAACUAACUUAAAAACAGCUUUCCCGCCUCAAACAAAUGUCAAUAAGUAAAACAUAACUUUAAUACCAGCAUGGGUAAAAAUAUAACAAAUAUUAAACACUCUUAAUAGCAUGGCAAGGAAGAGCCUAACAGCAGCUUUGAGACUGGGCUUCCUGGCAGAUGACAGGAGAAUCCCCUACUUUAGCUCCUGAUGUUCUAUUUCUAAUAAACUAUAUUUUGUAUGAUUCUUAAAACUAGAUUCUAGGCAUAAUUCAGAAUAAU